UGCGGUUCACACAAAAGGGUCGAGUACCCAGACCGAACUCAGCGCAUAGAAAUGCUAAUACGGCAGGACAUCCAAGUACAAUUAUGCAGGCAACCAAAUGCCCUUGACCCGCUGCGUUAUUUGUUGUUGACAAAAAGACUUGCUGUUGUGUUUAAUUUGGGGGAAUUGCCAUAAUUCGCGGCUAGCUUCAGCUUCUGGUUGAAUCGAGUCCUUUUGACAGCCAAGCAACCCGACUCUGUUCGCAGUAAAACACGGCUCGGACAACCUCACCUUGGUUUUGAUAGUUGAUCUAAGCUGUUUAUAAGAAAGAUUAUACUUUGCGAGCUCGAGAUUCAUUGCCCAUAUGACAUAGAACGAUGGAGUUGAAAGUGUUUUCUGUUCUAUGCAUGGUUCUUGUGGUGGUGUUCUGCGAUGACCCUCCCGUGGUCACGACCAGCCAGGGCCGGAUCACCGGCACCACCCUGCAAUUCCGCCCCGUGGUCCACCCCGAGCUGGCCCGGGAUGUAGACGCCUACCUCGGUAUACCGUACGCCGAGCCACCCGUCGGUCCACUACGCUUCAAAGCCCCCGUAGCAAAGUCAUGGAGUGGCGAGCUGAAAGCCACGAAGCUCGGAAACCGAUGUCCACAACCUAAAGUUCCUUUCGGUCUUAACCUUGUCAUCAGUGGACCCUUUGAUGAGGACUGUCUCACCAUUGAUGUCUUUGUUCCCCGGCCGGCGCCACAUAAAGCCGCUGUUAUCCUGUCCGUACACGGAGGCGGGUACAUACUCGGGGCUGGAACGAUGGAGGAGAUUAUGCCCUCUCCCCUCGUUGCCGUAGGUGGCGUCAUCGUAGUCGCUUUCAACUAUCGUAUUGGAGCGCUGGGGUUUCUUUCAACAAAUGAUGACGUCAUUCCUGGUAACAUGGGGAUGCUGGAUCAGAAGCUCGCAAUGGAAUGGGUUCGAGAUAACAUUGAAGCAUUUGGAGGUGACCCCAAUCGAGUCACCAUCGCUGGGGUGAGCGCCGGUUCGUCCAGCGUGGGAUUACACAUGGUCUCACCAGCCAGCGCCGGGCUCUUCCGCGGAGCGAUCAUGGAGAGUGGUUCGGGCUCCGCAUAUUGGGCCUCGAUGUCUUCGGAGAAGGCUCGCGGGCGGGCCUUCGCUCUGGGGAAACUGGUCGGCUGCGAGCAGGAAACCUCACAGGAGCUACUAGAAUGUUUACAGAGAGUUGAAAAUGGUGACAUCUUCGUCGAAAAUCAACACCUAAAGCUGAGCGAGGCAUUGGGGGAGAUGGGUUUCACCUUCUUCUAUCCUGUGUACGACGACGGAACUUUCUUAACCGAAGCAGUCCCCGACCUGUAUGCGAAGGGCGCCAUCAACGACGCAGCGUCAAUAAUCGGGGCGAACGCCGACGAGGGUAUGUUCAGCGUCAUGAGUUUCCUUCCCAACUUCAACCACGAGGAAGCACCGUUUAUCGAUGCAGCAACGUACGCUGCACUGCAACCCAUGUGUACGUACGCGUUUAGCACCGAGCCCAUCGUCAACAAGGCGGUUAACAUGAUGUACACCGACGCCACGUGCGCGGAUAGGAAAGACUGCAACUAUCUUCAGAGCUUGUCGCAGUUGUGCGGCGACUUAAUGUUCGUCUGCCCUGCUGACUACUCAGCGAGGGCUCUCGUCAAUGCAGGGCGUAAGGUGUACCGCUACCACAUGACUCACCAUCCGGCUAACCCUGUCCUCGGGCCGGCAUGGACGGGGGCCAACCACGGAGAAGAGAUGACGUAUGUCUACGGCGUGCCUCUGGUUCCCUCCGAUAAGAUUAAGUUCCCGGAUGAGGAGAUGCGUAUGUCACUGCGCAUGAUCAGGUACUGGUCCAACUUUGCAAAGACUGGCGACCCCAACCUGUCUUCCCUGGACGCUGCCCUGACAGACGAAGAGAAAAAGACAGAAUGGCCACUUUUCACCGUUGAGGGACUCGAAUAUAAAGAACUGACACCAGAGAUGCAGAAUGGGCGCGGCUUCAAGGCUCAAGAGUGCCGCUUUUGGAACGACUUCAUUCCUGAACUUCUCGAAACAAUAGAGGAAGCAAAGAAGGGCCGAGCGGGUUCCUCCAGCUACGGUGACGGCUUUGGCAGCGAGACAUGUACGGAGGAGACGUGCCCAGAAGACUGAAAUAAAGUUCGAGUUUGAGAUAAAAAAAAAAUAAUAAUAGUGGCAUCUUAUAGGCUAUAGCGCUCAUAUCCGUCACUUAGUGAUGCUAAGGGCCCAAUUUCAUAGCGCUGCUUAGCGGCCGAAAUACGCCAAGGCUUAAGCAAUUUGUUUUGCUACAGUACGCACGCAAAUUAGCUUACCGUUAAGCAGCGCUAUGAAAUUGGGCCCAGGGCGCUUCAACAUUAAGCGAGGUCAAAUGUGAUUAUGAAUGGGGAUUUACGUAUAGGCUCAAGGCAGAUCUCUGGCGUAUUAACGAGAUUUGUAGUGUAACGUCAUUAUGUCCAGGCUUAGCUGGGAGAGAGCAUUUUUUCUCGCCGCACGGUGGCGCACUUUUGCUGAAAUGUCAUAUGAGCCUACACAGAAAAAUGUUUCAGAAAAUCUUCCCGUCAGACACCAUUAAAUAUAGUUUAGAUAAUACUUAACAUAAACUUGUGUUGCUUUUGUACUAUCGAGGGGAGGGAGGUAGGGAUGGGUGGGGUGGGGGUUGCGAAGAAGGGAAUGUCCCGGGCGUUUUGUCCUUAAGUUUGGUUUCAUUUCGUGGUAUUUUAUUUCGUCGAGUGUCUGUACAUAAUUUUGUUUACUUUUAAUGGCGAUUUGUCGUUGAAAGUUCACUCACGGUCUAUAUAUCUGGAAAUGCUCUGUACAUGUUUAUUGAAAUUAAAAUUAAUGAUCAGUUGGACAGAAA
Molecule: messenger RNA, 2874 nt
Organism: Asterias rubens (European starfish)
Lineage: Eukaryota; Metazoa; Echinodermata; Asteroidea; Forcipulatida; Asteriidae
Product: cholinesterase 1-like
Exons: 9
Coding region: 357-2150 (597 amino acids)
Biological process (GO): acetylcholine catabolic process; choline metabolic process
Cellular component (GO): plasma membrane
Molecular function (GO): acetylcholinesterase activity
Source: RefSeq, a predicted model, not a curated record